AUGUCAAAUAACCCUCCCUCUCAAGACGCGCCCAAAUGGACGCACACCGCCGAGCAGAUUGCGCUUGCUACAAAGGCUGCCAUUGACGCGGAUCGAAAACUGCAGGACCACGUCGCGUCCUUAUCUUCUGGCGAAUGCACCUUCGAAACUGUCUUCGUCGCGCUUGAGAAGGGAGAUACGGCCCUGCACGACGCGAAGAUGACCCUUAGCUUCUACCAAUACGUCGCAGUCGACGCUGCUUUGCGAGAGGCUUCCAGCGCAGCCGAAACCAAGUUCGACGAAUACACCGCGGACAAGUCCUUACGCGUGGACAUCUACAACGCCAAAGCAGCAGCGCGCGCCAACAUCGAGAAGUCCGGUGUCACACUUGAGGCAGAGGAUCGGCGACUUGUGGACAAAAUGACGCUGGACGGCAAACGCAACGGUUUGCAUCUAUCCGAACAGAAGCGCAGUGAGCUCGCCGAGCUCAAGAAGGCACUUGCGCAGACUGUACAGGAAUACAUGAAAAACUAUCGGUCGAAGAACGGCGCCAUUGAUUUCACAGAGGAGGAGCUUCAGGGUGUACCUUCGGCCGUCAUUUCCACUUAUACCAAGAGCGAGAAGGAUGGGCGGGAAGUCUACACUGUUACUCAUAAGCAACCCGACAUCAUCCCUGUUUUUAAGUUCGCUCAAGUUCCGGAAACGCGCCGUCGCGCUUACGGUAGCUACGAGUCGCGAUUGGCUGUCAACGUGCCGCUUCUCGAGAAAGCGGUCGAGAUCCGUCGUCAAAUGGCUACUUUGUACGGAUACGAUACAUGGGCCGACUACGUGACUGAGGAUAAGAUGAUAGGCAGCGGUCAGAAAGUUGACGAGUUUCUAGCCGACCUCGAGCAGACCCUGCGCCCUGUGGGAGUCCAAGAGCGGGAGACACUGCUCGCGCUCAAGAAGGAAGAUUGCCAAUCGCUUGCGAUUCCGUUCGACGGCGAGUACAAGGCCGAAGACACGCGUUACCUCGAUGAGAAGUACUUGCGCACGGCUCUGUCGCUCGAUUCCAGCAAAGUACAGGAGUACUUUCCCGUCUCCCACCUCGUACCCGCAGUUUUGGAGAUCUAUCAGGGCCUUUUGGGGGUCCGCAUCGAAGAAGUUAAGGAUGCUGAGACGUGGCAUCCUGAAGCGCAAGCGUUUACCGUCUGGGAUGCGAAGGCUAAUGAGUUUCUUGGAUACGCUCACUUGGACUUGUAUACGCGGCCGGAUAAGUUCCCUCAUGCCGCCGUGUGGUCUCUUCUGUCUGGCUCGACUUCCGGCGCCACACGCCAAUACCCUGUCUCCGCUCUACUGGCCAACCUUGCCAAUCCGGCCGCGGGAGGGCAGGCGACGACACCCCAUAGCGCGGUAGUUACCCUCUUCCACGAGAUGGGACACCUGUUUCACAAUCUGCUCGCGCGGACCAAGUAUGGCCGCUUCCAUGGUACAAGCGUCGCGGGAGACUUUGUAGAAGCCCCCGCAAAGAUGCUCGAGAACUGGUGCUGGGAGCCGAAGGUUUUGAAGCGGCUCUCAUCGCAUUAUGAGACGAAGGAGCCUCUCAGCGAUGAGCUGAUUGAUAGAAUUGCUAAAAGCCGUUUCGUCAAUCAUGGCCUUUUCCAGCUUAAUCAGCUCUUCCACGCCAAGUUUGACAUUGCACUGCAUACCAGCAAGGACUCAGUGGACUCGACCGCGCUCUGGAAUAGCAUGCGCGAGCGAAUUCGCUUGGCGAAAGAAGAAACGCCCUAUCCCGGUCAGUCGGCGUUCCCGCACAUCAUGGGUGGGAUGGACGCCGGGUACUAUGGAUACAUCUACGCAUUUAGUCUUGCGACGGACAUGUACUGGUCCGUGUUCAAAGCGGAUCCACUGGACCCAAAGCAGGGUAUGCGCUAUCGGAAGAGCAUACUCGAACCGGGUAGUAGUCGCGACGAGCUAGACUCGCUGGAGGAAUUCCUCGAACGUUCACCGAGCUCGGAAGCGUUGAUGAAGUUGCUAUCUAUCGCUGUCGAUCUCGCUUUCAAUUCGCCUCCAAUCUCUCUCGCUUUCUCUAUCAUGAGCACUCAACCCAACUCUACUGGCGGUACUACCGGCGUCGUUCCCUCUGAGGUCGGCUGGCAGUUCGUGCCUCAGUACUACACUUUCGUCAACAAGUACCCCGACCGCUUGCAUUGUUUCUACACAAAAGCCUCUACCUUCAUCCAUGGAACUGAAGGAGAGGACGGAGAGCCUAGCUUUGGCCAGCAGGACAUCCACAACAAAAUUACUUCUCUCGAGUUCGAGGACUGCAAGGUCUUCAUUCGCUCUGUUGAUGCCCAGUCGUCUGCGAACAAUGGCAUCAUCAUCCAGGUCAUCGGCGAGAUGUCCAACCGUGGCGAGGCCUGGCGCAAGUUUGCGCAGACUUUCUUCCUGGCCGAGCAACCUAACGGUUACUUUGUUCUCAACGAUAUCUUCCGCUUCUUGAAGGAGGACACUGCUGAGCCUGAGGACGGUGAAGCCGAGGCUGAGGCUGAUGCGAGCGCUGAGGUGCCCGCUGCCGAGGAACCCUCUGCCGAUGCUGAGGAAGCUUCUGCGCCUGCUGCUGCUGAGCCUGAGCCCGAGGUCCAGCCGGAGGUCCUCCCAGCCGAGCCUGAGCCCGAGCCCGAGCCCGAGCCUGUGGCCGCGCCUGAGGAGCCUGCACCUGCUGCUUCCGAGCCUGAGCCUACUCCCGCUGCCAACGGUCAUGUCGAGCCCGAGGCGAAGCCGGAGCCCACCCCGGCCCCGGAGCCGGUCGCGGAGAAGCCCGCGACGCCUGCCCAGCCAUCACCAGCGCCGACACCAGCUCCUGCCGCCGCCGCCCCCUCACCCGCUCCCGCACCUGCGCAGCCGGCUGCACCGGCACAACCGGCCGCACCGCCAAAGCCGAAGACUUGGGCAAACCUCGCGGCUGCCGGUGCGACCAAGUGGGGUACUGCGGUGGCUCACGACAGCCGUGGGACCAGUGAGGCUCCGGCUGCCAGCACCUCGCAGCCGGCCAGUGGUGCUCAGACACCAGUACACGCAGCCCGCCCCCUGCGCCCGCCGCAACCUACUGCCGCUCCGUCCAGUGAUCAGUCGCCCGCGAUGCAACAGGCGCUCUCCACCCCGACACCCCAAUGCUUCGUCAAGAGCGUCCAGGAGAACAUCUCCGAGACUGCCUUGAGGCAGGUUCUCACCUCCCGGUUCGGCCCGAUCAAGGAGCUUGAAAUUGUGCGCUCCAAGGCCUGCGCCUUCCUUGAGUUCAACACGCUCGACGCUGCUCGUCGGGCCAUCGCCGCCUCGCUUCCCCUCCGUGAUGGUGGCGAGAACGGUAUCCGCAUCGACGCGAACGACGGUUCGCAGGGCAACAUCCGCGUCGAAGUCCGCAAGGAGCGCGGCGAGCGCCCUGUCUCGCGUCCUCGUGGUGGCGCGCCGAUCAACGGUGACCGCGGCGGCUUCCGUGGUCGUGGUGCCCCGCGCGGCCGUGGGAUUGGUGCGAAGUAG
Molecule: messenger RNA, 3498 nt
Organism: Peniophora sp. CBMAI 1063
Lineage: Eukaryota; Fungi; Basidiomycota; Agaricomycetes; Russulales; Peniophoraceae
Source: the annotation of a GenBank genome assembly